Molecule: messenger RNA, 1033 nt
Organism: Tympanuchus pallidicinctus (lesser prairie-chicken)
Lineage: Eukaryota; Metazoa; Chordata; Aves; Galliformes; Phasianidae
Gene: RHOU
Product: ras homolog family member U
Exons: 3
Coding region: 1-843 (280 amino acids)
Biological process (GO): small GTPase-mediated signal transduction
Molecular function (GO): GTP binding; GTPase activity
Source: RefSeq, a predicted model, not a curated record
AUGCCGCCGCAGCAGGAGGGCGAGGCGGGCUACAUCAGCAAGCCGGUGCCGGGCGGCUGCGAGGUGCCGCCGGUGCCCCCGCGCAGAGUGCGCAGCGGGCGGGCGGCGGCGGCACUGGGGGCGGCGCUGGGCGGCCGCUGCCGGGCGGCGGGGAGCGGGGCCGGGGCCGCAGCGGGGAACGGGGCGGGUGCAGGAGCCGAGCCCCGGCGCAGCAUCAAGUGUGUGCUGGUGGGGGACGGCGCCGUGGGGAAAACCAGUCUGGUGGUGAGCUACACCACCAACGGGUACCCCACCGAGUACAUCCCCACUGCCUUCGACAACUUCUCCGCCGUGGUGUCUGUGGAUGGCAAGCCGGUGCGACUGCAGCUCUGUGACACGGCUGGGCAGGAUGAGUUCGACAAGCUGAGGCCUCUGUGCUACACCAACACAGACAUCUUCCUGCUGUGCUUCAGUGUUGUCAGCCCCUCGUCCUUCCAGAACGUCAGCGAGAAGUGGGUCCCUGAAAUCCGAUGCCACUGCCCCAAGGCGCCCAUCAUCCUGGUGGGGACGCAGUCGGACCUCCGGGAGGAUGUCAAGGUGCUCAUCGAGCUGGACAAGUGCAAGGAGAAGCCGGUCCCAGAGGAGGCCGCAAAGCUCUGUGCCGAGGAAAUUAAAGCCGCGUCCUACAUCGAGUGCUCAGCUUUGACUCAGAAAAACCUCAAGGAGGUCUUUGAUGCAGCCAUCGUGGCUGGAAUUCAGUACUCAGAUACCCAGCAGCAGCCAAAGAAAUCCAAGUGUAGGACUCCAGACAAGAUGAAAAACCUCUCUAAAUCCUGGUGGAAAAAAUACUGCUGUUUUGUAUAGGAGUUGUGAGGACCCGAGUGCUGCUCUGAGGAAAUCAAAUAGAAGCUAUAUUAGCUGAAAUCUCAUUCUGUGUUGUCUGGAGUGUAUAGCUUAGGUCUGUAUGUAUGUGUAUAUGUUGCUACUUGGUAUCUCCGUUGCCCUCAAGAGGGUGGCAGAAGGAUUUGUAGUUAAAAUCAUGGCUAUAAAUCAA